Momordica charantia (bitter melon) is the source of this 2987-nucleotide messenger RNA. RefSeq names its product cytokinin oxidase/dehydrogenase 6 (gene CKX6). The record is from RefSeq and is a predicted model, not a curated record. Gene Ontology annotation, biological process: cytokinin metabolic process. NCBI's taxonomy places the organism in Eukaryota, Viridiplantae, Streptophyta, Magnoliopsida, Cucurbitales, Cucurbitaceae. Gene Ontology annotation, molecular function: FAD binding; cytokinin dehydrogenase activity.
AAAGAUGCGUCCCCUAAAAUCUGUAAAUUUCUCAUUGGUUCUCACAUACAAAUUGCAACAAAAAGGAAAAGGGCCAUAAUUGCACUGAGAUUUUAUUUUAAUGGUAGAUAACAAUAUAAACAAGAUCCAAUCUUUCAUACUUGUCAAAUUGUUGGGAACUUGGGUUUCAAACCUGUAGAAGCCGAUAGGUGAAAGAGUAGGCGUUCAGUGCCACCAACAAGCUGUCAGCCCCAUGUUCGCUCUCCUUUCUCCUUGACCUGUAAGAGUGGCCCCAAAAAGGGGCCCAACACAAUCCCCAUCAUAUCUCUUCACCCUAAAAAGCAUGCAGGCAGUUAAAUAUCACGUGUAUAAUGGACCCUCUGAUGACCCACUGAUCCUUCUGUCUUCGUCUCCAAUGAAUCAACAUGGGCCAGUGUCCUUUCUGACUGAAUCUGAAACUAGAUACGCAAUGUUAAAUUCCGACAAUAAUAGGAUUGGAGAGUAACCUCAUCAUUAAUGUCAGUGAGACACAAGCAUAUGCAUACCAGUCAUAGAAGGCAGAGGAAGACGUUUUCCGGCCAAGGCCUUACCUUAUUUUCUAAAAAUGGGAAAGUAUCCUUAACAAGGUUAAUGAGAGAGAAAAGUUUGAGGUUUACAAACUGUUUGUCUUUCGUGAAAAAAGGUUGUGGUUUCAACUGUUUAAAAAAGUGCAAAGAUUUAUGAAAUCUUUUUUUUUUUUUUCCCGGUGACUUUCCUCUUCAACUUGGCAUAUUACUGAUGGCUUCUUCUCUUAACGAUUGAAACAAAAAGAAAAUCCCGAAACUCUUCCCUAAGUAGACAGUCUUCAUACGUAUUCUCCCAACUGAAGUCUAGUUGACUCGGCCACUAAAAUCUUAAUCUCCCUUUAAAUCCACCUCCAGUUCAGCAUUUUCUAGGUCCUCCUAUACCCCUGCUGCUUUUGCUCUUUAGAAAUAACAAAAACAUGCUGCCACUCCUUUCAUCUUUAACUUCAGAGACUUGUACCCAGAGAAAAUUAAGAUAUCCACCAGUUAGCUUCCUCAGACAAAACAACAUGCUUUCCAUUCGAAGCUUCAUGAUUUUGUUCCUGAGCUGUAUUGCUUUGAGGAUGAAUCUGUGCUUCAAUGGCAUCCCUUCUUCACUAAAGAUGCUUUCCAUCAACGGGCAUUUUGAAUUUGACAAAGUGCAAUAUGCCGCCAGAGAUUUUGGUAAUAGAUAUCAAUACUACCCAGCUGCAAUACUGCAUCCAUCCUCAGUUUCUGAUAUUGCCAUGACCAUAAAGCAUAUUUGGAAGAUGGGGCCUCGUUCAGAGCUCACAGUUGCAGCUAGAGGCCAUGGCCAUUCACUUCAUGGCCAAGCACAGGCCCACCAAGGAGUCGUGAUUAACAUGGAAUCACUCCAGGGCCCUCAAAUGCAGGUUCACACCAGAGACUUUACAUACAUCGAUGUUCCUGGAGGGGAGUUAUGGAUAAAUAUCCUGCACGAGAGCUUGAAAUACGGAUUAACACCAAAAUCAUGGACAGACUACCUACAUCUAACGGUUGGGGGUACUUUAUCCAAUGCAGGGAUCAGUGGACAGGCAUUUCGACAUGGUCCUCAGAUCAGCAACGUCCAUCAGCUGGAGGUUGUAACAGGGAAAGGAGAUGUGGUGAAUUGUUCAAAGGAACAGAACAGUGACCUCUUUUACAGUGUUCUUGGAGGAUUAGGCCAGUUUGGAGUUAUCACACGGGCAAAAAUUCUGCUUGAACCAGCACCAGCAAAGGUAAAAUGGAUAAGAGUGUUGUACUUGGACUUCACAACAUUUUCCAGAGAGCAGGAGCUUUUAAUAUCUGCAGAAAAUACAUUCAACUACAUUGAAGGAUUCGUGAUAAUAAACAGAACUGGUCUUUUAAAUAAUUGGAGAUCAUCGUUCAAUCCACAAGACCCAGUUCAAGCUAGCCAGUUCAAGUCUGAUGGCAAAAUUCUUUACUGCCUGGAAUUGGCAAAGUACUUUAACCACAACGAGGGCAACAUUGUCGAUCAGGAAGUAAAGAGCUUGUUGUCUCGGUUAAGUUACAUCCCAUCAACACUUUUCAUAUCAGAAGUUACAUAUGUUGAAUUUCUUGAUAGAGUUCAUGUAUCAGCCGUCAAACUACAGUCAAAAGGCUUGUGGGAAGUCCCACACCCAUGGCUGAAUCUCCUUGUUCCGAAAAGCAAAAUAGAAAAAUUUUCAGAAGGGGUUUUUGGCAAUAUCCUGAAGGAAACAAGCAAUGGCCCCGUCCUAAUCUAUCCGGUUAACAAAUCAAAGUGGGACAAUAGAACUUCUGUAGUUAUUCCAGAGGAGGACAUUUUCUACCUGAUCGCGUUUCUAACCUCUGCAGUUCCUUCUUCUAAAGGAAAUGACGGCUUAGAAUACAUCUUAACCCAGAACAUGAGAAUUCUGGAAUUCUGUAAAACAGCCAAUCUAGGAGCGAAACAAUAUUUGCCACAUUACACUACAAAGAACGAAUGGAAGGCCCAUUUUGGUCCAAUGUGGGAAACAUAUGUACAGAGAAAAACAGCUUAUGACCCUUUGGCAAUACUUGCUCCAGGUCAAAGAAUAUUCCAAAAGGCAAAACCCUUGUCAUGAUGGUUCCCACACUUGAACUUAAAAAGCAGAAGCCACCACAAAUUGCAGGAACCGUCUGCUGUGCUGUAGAUUUAUUAGUAUAUUCUGCGCCUUUUUCCCCUAAAGUAUAGGUUAACAAGGUAACUGCAGGAUAAUUCAAAUUUUAUUAAAGAAGGUGUCAAAUAGAAUAUGGAUUUAUUAACUAAAUUUGGAAAGGGCGAUGAACAGUGGAACAAUGAUAGAUGUAUAUAUCAAUUUUGUAGUAUCAUACAGCAUUACCUACGAUAGAUCCGGGAAAACAAUGUCAUUUAUCAUUUUACAAGAUAUUGAUAGUUCAGAAACUACCUUGAUUGGAAAAGUACCAAUUUAAACUAAUGAGCAAGUAAAAUUUUUAUUUACCCAA